AUGUACUACCUCUCUUCGCUUCUACCGGCUUACCAUAUCCCCUACGUCACAUAUAUACCAAAGCUGUCGCAGGCGGAGUUAAUCUAUCGUCCGACGUCUCGCACGGUCACUCGACUCGUCACCUACCCCGAAGCCCCGCACCACGUAGUGCGUGUUCGCGUCCGUCCGUCCGUCAUCUUGCGCGAACUGGACCGCAUCGCGUAUAAACGCAGACCUGCGCUUGCUGUGUCUGCUAUAGACGACUUCUAUCGCUCCGAAUCUACUAAGGCGUUUGAAGAUGAGACCCGCCGCAUCAGAGCCGACACAGCAUCUCUGCUCCACCGCGCUCGUUCUGUGGUACCACGGGCUAAAACUGUUGCUCCGCUAGAAACCAUCUAUUCAUACUCCUAUGGCGAGCCGGUGCCCUAUCGUUUUAGUAACGACGCCUACAUCGCAAAACUGCUCUUGCCACUGAGAAAUGUUUCUGAGAACAUCCAUAACAUUUCCUUCUACAACGAACCCGCUAAGAAGUUCACAGGACGCGGCAACCUCGCGUGCGUGCACUACUCCGGCAAUAAGGCCUUCUCCAACCGCAGACCCCUCUACAAGGAACUAAGCAUCAGAGAUGACGUCAACCUCUUAUCCUUUUACGCAAAGAACCGACUCGCCGCCGCCGGUCUUGCCGUCGAGAACGCCACAGUGAAACUCCUUCCGUGGAGGCCGAGCCGCAAGUUCCAGGCGCCUAAAAUGAUGGAAGAUCCAGCGCUGGAAUUGAAAGCUGCCAAGGCCGAACGCGCUGAGAGAUUUCGCGCUACCACUGCUGAGCCAGUUCUCACGCCAUCUGUUGAUUUGGCUGAGAUUAAGAGGAAACGCCAAGAGGAAGCCCGUGCUGCAGAAGAGAAAGCUCUAAAGGAAGAGGCUAAACGGGAAUCAGAAAGGAAAGCUCAGCAGGCUGAACGUGAGGCUGGAGAAAGGAAAAGAGCAGAACAGGAGGCACGUAAAGCAGAAGAAGCUAAGCGUAAGGCAGAAGAAGAAGCUAGGAAAGCUGAAGAGGAGGCAAGAAAGGCGGAGGAGGAGGCAAAAUUAGCUGAAGAGGCUAGACUGGCGGAAGAGGCACGAAAGGCCGAAGAAGCAAGACUUGCAGAAGAAGCCAGGUUAGCUGAAGAAGCCAGAUUAGCAGAAGAGGCUCGCUUAGCUGAAGAAGCCAGAUUAGCAGAAGAAGCUAGGUUAGCUGAAGAAGCCAGAUUAGCAGAGGAGGCCAGAUUAGCUGAGGAAGCCCGAUUAGCGGAGGAGGCAAAGGCGGCUGAAGAGGCUAGAUUGGCGGAAGAAGCCAGGUUAGCUGAAGAAGAAAAACUAGCUGAACAGAGAAGACAAGAGGAAUUAACUAGGCUAGAAGAACUAGAACGACAAGCACAGGAGGAGCGUGAAGACGAACUUGCACGCCAGGCUGCUGAGUUGGCUGAAAUUGCAAGGCAAGAAUCUGAACUAGCAGCGGCGCGUUUGGAGGAGUUAUCACGAAGCGGCUCUGCUGCUGAUGUUGUGGACGAGUCAAGCGAUGUCCCGGCCGAUGAGAGCCAACCAAUCGUUGAAGAACCCUUAAGCCCUGAAGAAGCACCCGAGGCUGCUGUUGUUGCGGACGACGCAGACGUAGCCGAAGUCAGUGAAGAUGAAAAAGCAGAACCCGAUGUAACAGACGAAGAAUAA
Molecule: messenger RNA, 1683 nt
Organism: Leptosia nina
Lineage: Eukaryota; Metazoa; Arthropoda; Insecta; Lepidoptera; Pieridae
Source: the annotation of a GenBank genome assembly